Condylura cristata (star-nosed mole) is the source of this 3332-nucleotide messenger RNA. It is a transcript of the gene ELFN1, whose product is annotated as extracellular leucine-rich repeat and fibronectin type III domain containing 1. The record is from RefSeq and is a predicted model, not a curated record. The coding region runs from base 512 to 2929 and encodes 805 amino acids. Lineage: Eukaryota; Metazoa; Chordata; Mammalia; Eulipotyphla; Talpidae. Gene Ontology annotation, cellular component: plasma membrane. The transcript has 4 exons. Gene Ontology annotation, molecular function: protein binding.
GCCGCCGCCGCCGCUCUGCGAGGACCUGGGCGCGCGCUCUCCGCUCGCGGGUGGUGGUGCCUUCAGCCCCCGGCCCGCACCCCAGCCAGUGGCAGCUGCCUCAGUGUCUGUUUGGCCUGCACUCCUGGACCUGUGCUCUUGCUCUGCACCUUGAAGUGAGAGAUGUCCGUGACCCCCACGGGGAGGAUCCCACCAGCCAGUAUUUCUCAGAUGUGCCCAGUCAUCGGCGGCCCCUGACCCAAGCAGGACCGGCUGAGCCGGAAGCACUGGGUGGACCGCUCAGGACACCCAGGUCAAUGGGGAAGGAGGCCUCGGCGGCAGGACGUGGGUGGAAGACUCCAGGCGGCUGGCAGUGAGGGGGCGCUCUGGCACCGUGCACCAUGCAGUUUGGGACAGGACACCCCUGAGCAAACAGACCCCUCCUCUCCUGCCCCUCUGUCCCUUCGGGGGGUCUCCGCCCGGCUCUCACCUCAGUUCCUGUGGGCAGGGGCCUCCCGCCAGGACUGUCCCGAUGGCCGGGUGCCAGUGGGGUGUGCUGUGGGCAUGCGUGGCGGCCACCCUGCUGCACGCGGGCGGGCUGGCUCGCGGUGACUGCUGGCUGAUCGAGGGCGACAAGGGCUUCGUGUGGCUGGCCAUCUGCAGCCAGAACCAGCCGCCGUACGAGGCCAUCCCGCAGCAGAUCAACAGCACCAUCGUGGACCUGCGGCUCAACGAGAACCGCAUCCGCAGCGUGCAGUACGCCUCCCUGAGCCGCUUCGGGAACCUCACGUACCUCAACCUCACCAAGAACGAGAUCGGCUACAUCGAGGACGGCGCCUUCUCAGGUCAGUUCAACCUGCAGGUGCUGCAGCUGGGCUACAACCGGCUGCGGAACCUGACGGAGGGCGUGCUGCGCGGCCUGAGCAAGCUGGAGUACCUGUACCUGCAGGCCAACCUCAUCGAGGUGGUCACGCCCAGCGCCUUCUGGGAGUGCCCCAACAUCCUCAACAUCGACCUGUCCAUGAACCGCAUCCAGCGGCUGCACAGCUCCACCUUCGCCGGCCUGUCCAAGCUCUCCGUGUGUGAGCUCUACAGCAACCCCUUCUACUGCUCGUGCGAGCUGCUGGGCUUCCUGCGCUGGCUGGCGGCCUUUACCAACGCCACGCAGACCUACGACCGCAUGCAGUGCGAGUCCCCGCCGCUCUACUCCGGCUACUUCCUCUUGGGCCAGGGCCGCCACGGCCACCGCAGCAUCCUCAGCAAGCUGCAGUCCGUCUGCACAGAUGGCUCCUACGUGGUCGAGCCCCACCCAGUGCCGGGGCGCUCAUCCCCCGGGCGCUCCCCGCCACCCCCCGCGCCCCCCGAGCCCAGUGAGGUGCCCUGUGCCGACGAGGAAUGCUUCUCGGGUGACGGCACCACGCCGCUGGUGGCCUUGCCCACGCAGGCCACCCAGGCUGAGGCCCGUCCUCUCAUUAAGGUCAAGCACCUGACACAGAACUCGGCCACCAUCACGGUGCAGCUGCCCAGUCCGUUCAACCGCAUGUACACGCUGGAGCAUUUCAACAACAGCAAGUCGUCCACUGUGUCCAGGCUGACCAAGGCCCAAGAGGAGAUCCGCCUGACCAACCUCUACACGCUCACCAACUACACCUACUGCGUGGUGUCUGCCAGCUCUGGGCUGCACCACAACCACACGUGCCUCACCAUCUACCUGCCCAGGCCGCCCAGCCCGCCCGGCCCCGUGCCCAGCCCCUCCACGGCCACCCACUACAUCAUGACCAUCCUGGGCUGUCUCUUCGGCAUGGUGCUGGUGCUGGGCGCCGUCUACUACUGUCUGCGCAAGCGCAGGCGCCAGGAGGAGCAGCACAAGAAGGCGGCGGCGGCAGCGGCGGCCGGCAGCCUCAAGAAGACCAUCAUCGAGCUCAAGUACGGGCCCGAGAUGGAGGCGCCCGGCCUGGCCCCUCUGUCCCAGGGCCCGCUGCUGGGCCCCGAGGCCGUGACCCGCAUCCCCUACCUGCCGGCGGCCACUGGCGAGGUAGAGCAGUACAAGCUGGCCGAGAGCGGGGAGACCCCCAAGGCCAGCAAGGGCAACUACAUGGAGGUGCGCACCGGGGAGCAGUCGGAGCGCAGGGACUGUGAGCUGGGCCGGCCGGGCCCCGACAGCCAGAGCUCGGUGGCCGAGAUCUCCACCAUCGCCAAGGAGGUGGACAAGGUCAACCAGAUCAUCAACAACUGCAUCGACGCGCUCAAGUCCGAGUCCACGGCCUUCCAGGGCGGCAAGUCCGGGGCUGUGUCCACCGCCGAGCCGCAGCUGGUGCUGCUGUCCGAGCCCCUGGCCGGCAAGCACGGCUUCCUGUCCCCUGUGUACAAGGACGCCUUUGGCCACGGCCUGCAGCGGCACCACAGCGUGGAGGCGGCCGGGCCUGCCCGCGCCGGCACCUCCACGGGCGCUGGCGGCGGCUCCGUGCGCAGCCCGCGGGCUUUCCGCACCGAGGCCACCAGCAUGCACAAGGUGGGGGCCAGCGAGGCCAAGUACAUCGAGAAGAGCUCCCCCGCCGCCGACGCCAUCCUCACUGUGACUCCCGCAGCCGCCGCGCUGCGGGCCGAGGCCGAGAAGGGCCGCCAGUACGGUGAGCACCGGCCACUUAGCGGUCACAGCCGCUGGACACUGCUGGCCCCCCUGACCCGGCCCCGGCCCCGAGACCUGGCCUACUCGCAGCUGUCCCCGCAGUACCACAACCUGAGCUACUCUUCCAGCCCCGAGUACGCCUGCCGCGCCUCCCACAGCAUCUGGGAGCGCUUCAGACUGAGCCGUCGGCGGCACAAGGACGACGAGGAGUUCAUGGCGGCCGGCCACGCCCUGCGCAAAAAGGUUCAGUUCGCCAAAGACGAGGAUCUGCACGACAUCCUGGACUACUGGAAGGGCGUGUCGGCCCAGCACAAGUCCUGAGCCCCAGGCCAGGCGCCCACCGGUGCCCACGCCCCGUCCUGCGCUCCCCCCGAAACUCGUGACGCCCACUGGACCAAAAAGGACACAAAUCCACUGCAGCUAUUUGUAACCCAGAGACUCUUACCACGACACGACACCACACACACACACACAUCGCACACGCACGCCAGGCGCACCGCCUGCUGAAGCCCGGCACCCCACAAAGCUGGGUGGGGUGCAGACAGUAAGCGGUGACGGGACCCUGACACGCGCACAGCAAGCAGCCAGUGUGUACACUGCUCACGCGCACUCACGCGCACACACGCACACACGAGGGACUUCCGAAAACUGUGUCUUAGGGAUGGGGGGUGGGGGUGGGGAUUUUUUUUUUUUUCAUUCUCUUUCCACUUGAUUCUUCUCUGCC